AUGGAAAAUGGCACUCCUACUCCAGCGCCUGCACCUCCUCCCGGCCAGAUCUUGACCGGCAAACAGGAACACUAUCUCAAGCGCGAAUUGAUAUCGCUGCAAGUCCGCGCGGAGAUUGCAGAACUCAACUCCCCCACGGCCCUCCGCCGUUUUGGGGCCCCCUUCAAGUCGGAUCUUGGAGAGAUAGCGCCCAUUGAUUCAGAGCUGCCCAUUCUCAGGUUCAUAUUCGUCCAGCAUGUGCGCAAGUUCCCGUUCCUGGAUCAGGCCAAGGAGAAAGAAUUUUGGCAGGAUAAGCUGCAGACUUUCCUCGAGUCCUUCGCGAACAAACACAUAUCCUCCAGCGAAGACCGGCACGAAGAAACGAAGCGGCGCAAGCUGGCGCUGAAGUGUGAGAAGCUGGUCGAGCUCAUGAUGGUCUCCGGCAUCCCCACCGCGUCCGGCUAUGAAGAACGUAUCCGCUUCUCGGAAAUGGAGGUGGUGGAUCGCAGUGCUAAUGAACAAGGGUUGCUCGUUAAUAUCCCCGAGGGCCAUGCCAUACACGGAUGGGAUGUAAAUGUUGCUGGCGCCCGGACGACAUUGGUUAAGCGGACAGUUAGGUACCACCAGCAUGCGGAAUUCAUCCUUAGAGUGAAACAACACGGCAAGCCUGAUCGCUACGUCGGUCGACGGUUCGGCGAGUUCGCCAAACUCCAUAAACGCCUUCGUACCGAGAUGCCCGGGAAAAUCCUCCCACCGCUACCAAGGAAGAAUAAAGGCUCUGUUUCCUCCACAAUCCUAGGAGGCGGAGACGAUGAUGCGUCGUCCGUCUCCUCCGUCUCAACUCAAGAUGCCAAUUUCACCGACGACUCCCGCUCCGCUCGGACUCUCACCGUCAACAACGCGGACCACCAUCGUUCCUCCUCCCGUUCAUCGGUUACCAAAAAGCUGAAGUCAGCGACGGUCACCCCACGCCCUUCGACAGGUGACCUCAAGACGGAGGUUACGGUCUCCUUGUACCGCGAAAAUCAGAGAGUAUCCCUCCGCGCGUUCCUGCGCACCUUACUGCAGAACCCGCGGAUCGCGGAAUCCAAGGCGCUGGAGGAGUUCCUCACAGCUGACCCGAUCACGUUGAACGAGGAGGAGCUUAUGGACAUCCAGCGUAGGAAGGAUUUAGAUGCGAAGCGGGUUGAGGAGCAGAGACAGUUUUAUGAGAUUGCAAGGAAAAGAGCGCAGGAGCUGGAUGUUUAUAUGGAGCAGUUUCGACAGGAUAUCGUCGAGAAUAAUGGCUUGACGAAAUUAUUCCAUGAGAUCCGCGUGAAGAACUCUGUUGAAGAGUUGAGUCCUCAAUAUCAAAAGUUUGCAGAAUGGCUGCGCAUUGAGGUUGCCGCGACGAUAUAUCACCUCUUCCUGGCGGAAGACAACUCCCCCGAACUAUUCGCCCAAGCAAAACGCAUCCACUCCUUAGUGCCCUACACCAUCAUGAAAAACGUAAUUCGAAUCGCGAACCCCGCCGCUGUCAUGUCCGGCGUUCUAGACCUGUUCCUCGCCCAGCCCUUCGGCUCCCGCUCGCUACUCCAGCGCAUUUUCUCUCUCGCUAUCCACGACGGCAUCAAGACAUUCCAGCGCUCUAUAGACACGCUCAGUGCCAAGAUCGAAGACCCUGUCCUUGUCAACAAGUUGCGGGCGUUCACGGCAGCCGACGAACAGGUGAAGGAUGAGCUGAGGCGUGAGGCGAAAGAGGAGGAUGUCGAUAUUGUGGUUGCGAUUUUGAGGUCGGAGUAUAUCGAGCCCGAGCUUAGUCCGGCGCAGAUUGAGAAAGUUUUUAAUUCCUAUGUUGCGUGGGUUAAUACGGUUGAGAAUGUUGAUAUGCAGAUGCAGCAGGGUGCGCAUUGGUUUGCGUAUCUGAAGCAGCUGUUGAAACUUUUAACACGUCAGCGAGACAAGGCCAUGAUGUUGAGCGUUAUCGAAGAGCCCGUCACCCUCCAACUCUUCCGCGACCUGUUCACAAUCUUCUACGAACCCCUCGUCCGUGUCUACAAGUCUGCAAACGUUUACAGCAGCAUAACCGACUUCGCCGAGUUCGCCGAUGACGCCAUCGCUGUUAUCGAGAGCGCGCAGCGCCAAGACGUUUCCGCAGACCCCAACCAGACUGUCCAGGCCUUCAUCGACCUCUGCGCCCGCCACCAGCACAGCUUCUACAAAUUCGUCCACGAGGUCCACCUGCACGACAACGGCCUCUUCGACGCCCUCAUGGGCUGGCUGGAGGACAUCCUGCACUUCCUCCGUCAUGGGCCGCGCAGCGGCGGCAAGCUGGACAUGAACGCGCUGUUCCGCGGAGCGGUGGCUGUGGGCCAGAUUGACCCUGAGUUAGCGAUGAAGGAGAUUGACUCGCUGGUCAAGUGGCAUGCAGAUCGCAAGAAGUGGCACCACGAUAAGACGCGGCAAAAGAUGGCUGCGGAAGGGUCUGGGACGGCAGCGGAUUCGGAGAUGCCGGGCAGUGCGACUUUUAGGGGGAGUGAUUUUGGGCUGGAUGAGGCCGAUCUCGAGGACCUCGCCAUCGACGACAUGGCCUCGCACUCCUCCGACGAAGACUCGGCCGAAGAUGAUCUCGACCCCAUCUCUGUCGAGCGCAAGCGUCGCUCGAAGCGCCAGGCGCGCCUGCGUCGCACGGCGGGCGAGCCCGUCAAGCCAGAGAUCAGGGAGAUUUUGAAGAUGAGAGAGUCAUUUGGGGCGAUGGUGAGGACUGUGCUUGCAGAUUGA
This is a messenger RNA of Histoplasma capsulatum G186AR, 2739 nucleotides long. Its product is annotated as PX domain-containing protein. Bases 1 to 2739 code for a protein of 912 amino acids. The record is from RefSeq and is a predicted model, not a curated record. NCBI's taxonomy places the organism in Eukaryota, Fungi, Ascomycota, Eurotiomycetes, Onygenales, Ajellomycetaceae. The transcript has 9 exons. Gene Ontology annotation, molecular function: phosphatidylinositol binding.